AUGUCUGCCGAGCAAUCCACCUCUUCCUCCGUCGCCACGUUCAAGCGUUACGUCGAGGUCGGCCGCGUCGUCUUGCUCAGCGAAGGCCCGCAAGCUGGCAAGCUCGCGACCAUCGUCGAGAUCAUUGACCACAACCGAGUACGCACCGCUUCUCUUUAUGCAUUCCAACCCACCCGGAAGGACACUUUUACUCAUACAUUCCCUCCUCUCCCACAGGCAUUGAUCGAAGGCCCCCUCACCGGUGUCCCCCGCCAAUCGUUCCCUUACCGCCGCCUCGUCCUGACCCCCUUCGUGUUGAAGAAGUUGCCCCGCGCCGCCGGCACCGCGACCGUCAAGAAGGUGUUCGAGGCCUCGGGCGUCCUGGCCAAGUGGGAGGCAUCGGCAUGGGCCCAGAAGCGUAAGGCCGUCGAGGCGAGGAGGAACACGACCGACUUUGACCGAUUCGAGAUCAUGCUCCUCAAGAAGCAACGCCGUCGUUUGGUGCAGGUACGUCUUAUGAAAUGGGAUACUCGGCUAGGGCAAUUCACUCACUCGUUCCCUUCUCUCUUGUAGGUCGCUGCCUCCAAGGCCAAGAAGUCCGCAUAA
Messenger RNA from Microbotryum saponariae, 585 nucleotides. The record is from the annotation of a GenBank genome assembly. NCBI's taxonomy places the organism in Eukaryota, Fungi, Basidiomycota, Microbotryomycetes, Microbotryales, Microbotryaceae.